CUACACAGUUCUGAACAUACAACUGGAGGUGCUACACAGUUCUGAACAUACAACUGGAGGUACUACACAGUUCUGAACGUACAACUGGAGGUACUACACACUUCUGAACGUACAACUGGAGGUACUACACACUUCUGAACAUACAACUGGAGGUACUACACACUUCUGAACAUACAACUGGAGGUACUACACACUUCUGAACAUACAACUGGAGGUACUACACACUUCUGAACGUACAACUGGAGGUACUACACACUUCUGAACGUACAACUGGAGGUACAGUCCUGGAUCCACACUACACACAAUUCCUUUAUUUUCAUAAUAUGAAAUUCUCACUUUAUCUUAUAUUGAGAGGUUAAGUUUUGUCUGUGGUUGUUUUAUUGUUGUUUACGUCUGUGCUGGUGUCAGAGAAGCAGGUGGAGGAGAUACUGACGACCGCAGGACACAUGCCAGACUGUAGCCGCUUCCAUCACCUUCUGCAGCGGUACCGCCUUCACCGCCUGCUGAACGCCCGCACGCCCGCCCAUACUCUCCUGCUGCCCCUUGAUCAGGGUUUCAGGAGUCUGGACUCGCGGACAUGGUCAGAAUUGGGUCGAGCAGUGGAAGUGGAUGAGGGAUGGAGUGGACCGCCGCUACUGUUAUACCACCUGCUGCCACGUCGCUGGCUCACUACCCACCUCCAUCAUGGCCAGAACAUUCCCACACUCUACCAGGGACACCCCAUCACUGUCACCAAACUGGAGAAUAAGAUGGUGCUGCUGAACUGUGUGGGUGUAGUACGUGUGGACGUACACUCACGUGAUGGUGUGGUUCACGUCAUCAGCAGACCCUUGCCUCCAGCAUACACCCUCACCCUGGCUGACCUCAUCUCCAGUGACCACAAGCUCACACUCUUCUACACUCUACUAGGCUAUGGAGAGUUGGUGAGCCUGGUGCGCCACACUGGUCCUCUCACAGUACUGGCACCAACCAAUGAUGCUUUCAAUCGUCUACCAAGACACUUUUUGGACUCCAUCACUUAUGACGCCAAGUACUUUCCAGCCCUCCAAGCGCUAGUCCGCCAGCACCUGCUGGAGGGGCUGCAGUGCUCCACAGCACUGAGGAGGAAGGCAGAGGUGACCACGAUGGAAGGACGAUCCCUGACUGUUUCCUGCAACCACUCCCUCACUCUCAGAGUGGGCGCCUCUACUGUCACCACUCCUGACCUGCUAACAUCCAACGGCGUCCUCCACUACGUUGACCGCGUCCUCAUACCCCCCAUGGCACUGAGCCUGGCCCAGGUCACUCGGAGGGCAGGAGCUACCACCUACAUCAGACUAGUACGUCGAGUUGGCCUCUUCCACCGCCUUGUCUCCUACGGCCCAUACACAGUCUUCGCUCCCUCCAACAAGGCCCUCAGAAGACUGAAGAGGACGACGUUACAGGACCAUGUAGCUCUUAAAAAGCUGGUACUCUACCAUCUGGCGGACGGUGCCCACGCCUCCUACACCCUUAGGGACAACCAUCUCCUUCCCUCCAGACUUCCUGGUGCCUCACUCAGGGUCAAGAUCCACCCCAAGGUGAUGAGCGUCGAGGACGGGGUGGUGAUGAGUAGUGACCACGUUGCCUUCAAUGGCUAUGUUCACGUGCUGGACCAAGUACUGACCCCUCCCACACAUACCCUUGCCCGCACCCUGGCACUCACGCCCACACUCUCCCGCUUCACCGCCCUCAUCACCCAGGCAGGAGUGUGGGCUUGGAAAGAGCUGAGCCUGGGCAAGGGCCCCUACACCUUGCUGGCUGUGAAGGACCAAGACAUAGACACCUGGGCCACCGACACCUUCACUUACUAUCGUCUUAUCAACGACCGUAACCUCCUUAACCAGAGUCUCAACAUUCACUUGCUGGAAGACUUGGUGAUGCCCCGUGCCCUACAGGAGGGCACCACUUUUCUUCUGGGAACCCGCCAUGCCCCCCGCGCCCUGCGCCUUAGUGUGUCUGGGGGUCGCCUCUCCCUCCACCAUGCCUCCGUCAGCUCAGACUACAUCCUCUGCACCAACGGCAUCAUCCUCUUCAUCGAUUCUCUUCUCCUACCAUGACCUAUGUCCUCGUCUUCGACGAUGUCCCUUUUAAUUUGGUCUCAGUAGUAGUGGUUAGGGUGAUGACAGUUGUGGUUAUAUUGUGUGACUGUCUUUACUAGAAAGAAUUUAUUAUAUAUUUAUUGUUUAAAAAAUAAAAAAUAAAAGGUUUGAUACAUUUCUGCGUAAUGAAUGAGAGCCCGCAAGGAGAAGGAAACUUGCGAGGAACUGAACACAUUGGUGAAGAAUAUGUCGCAAUACCGUGGCCGGAACAGUUCACAAUUAAUACCAUGGCUUCAACUAAUCCCCUCCUGGAUUGAUACGAAUAAAAUCAUCUUAUUGUACAAGUGUUUGUGGAGAGAGAUUAUGAUUCGGUGUCCCGUAGCUCGAUUGCUAGCGCAGUCAGCUCAAACACUGAGGUCCGGAGAUCGAAUACCCGGUGCGGCUGGAAAACAUUAGGACGUGUUUCCUUAAAACACCUGUUGUCCAUGUUCACCCAUCAGUGUAAAAUGGGUGCCUGGGUGUUAGUGGACUGGUGUGGGCCGCAUCCUGGGCCAAAACUGACCUAAUUUGCGGCUUUCAAGUGUCAUUGAUGUCAGCUAUGGUCUGUAUUAUUAUUAAGUGAAUCCCCAGAGUUUUUCAUAAAGUUGUGUCUAAAGUUUUAAUCUUUAAAUGACUACUAAAGAUGUUUAAUUAACAAGUAAUAAAGACUGUGAACACAAUAGUAAUUUUAUUUGGUGGAGACAUACCUU
Molecule: messenger RNA, 2809 nt
Organism: Cherax quadricarinatus
Lineage: Eukaryota; Metazoa; Arthropoda; Malacostraca; Decapoda; Parastacidae
Source: RefSeq, a predicted model, not a curated record